AUUGUAUUAUUUGAUGUUAAACAUUCUCCUAGCGCUGUUUCUUUUCCCGUAAAAAAUGUUCUAUCUGGUGUUAAUAGAAUAUAUAACCCAGCCCACAGAAAGACGGAAAAACACAGCAAACACGAGGAGGCAGUGGUAUUUUUUUUUAUAGCAUUUUCCUUUAAGAUGAUGUAAGAGUUUAUUCCCCAGGAUGGUUUCUCCUGGCACUGCUCAAGCAACAGCAACUGAACCGCUUUGAUAGACCUCGGUACCACCCUGCUCAGUUCCCAGAGCGUCAGCGCAGCUCCGCGCAGAACUCCAGCUAUCUCUGCAGAGCAAGGCUGCCACAUCUGCUAUUUCUAUCACAGCGCUGGCUACGCGAGCAACAUGCGUUGAUGCUUUUAACACAGGAUGCGCGUGGACGUAUCAACUUUGAUCAGUUUGGGAGAGAAUUAAGGAGAGAAUUAAGGAAGUGUUGUUUUUUUUCAAGGUGGUAUUCCAUAUCAUUGGAAUACCUAGUGUGCCAUUCUUUGAAGUUAUUUGGGACCAGUCGAGAUCCAUGUUAAUGAAGACGAGAUUAUUGCUAUUGUAUGGAAGCAUCCCUGUUCAAGGACUAUCUAAUUUAUAAAAAAGCAAAAUAAAAGCUUUUUUAACGGGAAAUAUUUAACAAGAUCUUACAGCACUAAGGUGAGCAUGUCUUAUUACCGGGUUGUAUGCUUUAGUGGUUAUUGCAGAGGAAAAAACGACAAGAGAACAAACAACUCCUGCUUUUUUUAAGUCCUGGUGAUUUAUAUUCAUAAAAUUUAGCGUCUGCACACUGACGCCUUUUGAGUAAUCGUUUUUUACUCAUUUGGUUGCUGUUGAGUGAAAAUAGAUGUAGAACAGCUGAUAUCAGUUUAUAGCGCACAGAACAUUCAUUUUCACAAUUAAACGUGCAAAACCUUUUUCAGAAUUUUUCUUUUCUUUUUUUAUCAUGAACUUUUUUUAAAAAAAGUGCAACUAAUAAGUGCAAUUAAUUGAUACAUUGAUAUUUUGUGUGUGACGUCGAAUUAUUUUAAAAAACGUUUCAGACACUCACAGCUGGACUAACCGUUCCAUUGGACAUUGUAGAUUAUGCUAUGAGGAGAUUGAUGUGUUUGUUUUGUGUGCCUAGUGCUUUCCUCCAAACAACAGAUCGCACACUGUUCUAACCUAGUGAUCUUUUUUUAAGAGAAUAAAAACCGAGUGGUGCUUUUUUUUUUUUUUUUUUUAAAGGUGCCUGAUACAUUUUUCCAAGUUUUCUGUGUAGACACCGGCUCGAAGAUUUUUGUGUGUAUGACUGAAACGAUGGCUUUGAGUGGGAACUGUAGGACUUACCCUCCGACAAAAGAACAGGGGUCUGUUCAGAAUUCUUUCCCCGAUGUUGUAGAGCUUAAUGUGGGUGGGCAAGUCUACUUCACCCGCCAUACCACCCUAAUUAGCAUCCCCAACUCCCUACUUGGAAAAAUAUUCUCUCCAAAAAAGGAUCUCACCAAUGACUUGGCAAGGGACACCAAGGGACGAUACUUCAUUGACAGGGACGGGUUUUUAUUUCGUUACAUAUUGGACUAUCUCAGAGACAAGCAAGUGGUUCUCCCUGACCACUUCCCGGAGAGAGGAAGGCUGAAAAGAGAGGCGGAAUAUUUCCUGCUGCCCGAGCUGGUCAAAAUCUUGACCCCCGAUGACCUUAAGCAAAGCCCAGAUGACCUAUUUCAUAGUGACUUUGAGGAGGCAUCGCAAGGCAGCGAUCAAAGGAUAUGCCCACCGUCUUCAUUAGUGCCGGCUGAUAGGAAAAAUGGCUUUAUUACGGUGGGAUACAGAGGGUCUUGCACCAUGGGCCGAGAGAGCCAAGCUGAUGCCAAGUUCCGAAGGGUGCCGAGAAUCUUGAUUUGUGGAAGGAUAGCUUUAGCCAAGGAGGUCUUUGGGGAUACCUUGAAUGAGAGCAGGGACCCGGACAGGCCACCUGAGAAGUAUACAUCCAGGUUUUAUCUCAAGUUCAAACACCUGGAACGAGCUUUUGACAUGCUGUCAGAGUGUGGAUUCCUGAUGGUUGCCUGUAAUUCUUCAGUGACAGCAUCCUUUGUCAAUCAAUACACGGAAGACAAGAUUUGGUCCAGCUACACAGAAUAUGUCUUCUACCGUGGUCCUUCCCAGUGGACGCCCCCUCACUGUGAUUGCUGCUGCACAACCAACAAGGUAGACCAUGAAGGGGAGAGUGGGACGUCCUUCAACGAACUCUCCACCUCCAGCUCCGAGAGCCAAUCCGAGGCAAGCUCUCCGCAGGAAACAGUCAUCUGCGGGCCGGUAAGCCGCCAGCCCAACAUCCAGACUCUUGACCGGCCCCUAAAGAAAGGCCCCGUGCAGCAGCUCCAGCAGUCCGAGCUGCGCCGGAAGAGCGACCUGCUGAGGACUCUGACCAGCAGCUCCCGCGAAUCCAACAUUGGCAAAAAGAAACCCGCCAAGGAAAAGCUGACCAUGGAGGAAGAGCUGGAGAAAUGCAUCGAGGAUUUCCACAAAAUCAAAAUUCCAGACAGAUUCCCGGAGAGAAAAUACAUGUGGCAAUCUGACCUCCUUAGGAAAUACCGUCUUUAAAACAAAUAAUAAUAAUAAAAAUAAUAUAUAUAUAUAUAUA
Molecule: messenger RNA, 2629 nt
Organism: Acipenser ruthenus (sterlet)
Lineage: Eukaryota; Metazoa; Chordata; Actinopteri; Acipenseriformes; Acipenseridae
Product: BTB/POZ domain-containing protein KCTD16-like
Exons: 2
Coding region: 1294-2589 (431 amino acids)
Biological process (GO): regulation of G protein-coupled receptor signaling pathway; protein homooligomerization
Cellular component (GO): presynaptic membrane; postsynaptic membrane
Molecular function (GO): protein binding
Source: RefSeq, a predicted model, not a curated record